UGUUGGUUCGGUUCGUGAGUCCGAUCCACUCACAGACCCGAAACAAGCGUUUCUGCCCAAUUCUCCAUAAACCCUACUUUCUUCCCCAAACCCUAAAAAUGGUGACUCCUACUCAGGCCAUUUCCAAGAGACCCAUUUGCCCUUCCUGCUCCAAACCCAUCCGGCUCUGCCUCUGCCAUCGGAUCCACAACCCGGGGCUCCACAACUCUGUAAGUGUGACCAUUCUCCAACACAGCUUUGAGAAGAACCACCCUCUUAAUUCAGCUAGGAUUGCCAGAUUAGGGCUUAAGAAUCUGAAAGUGGUUACUGUUUUUGAUGUACAUUUUGAUGCCCGGUUCGUUAUCCGGUUGCUCGACCCGGAUUUGGAAACGGGUUUGGACCGGAAUGGUUCAAAGGGUGCAUCUUUUGAUGGAGCUGUGGAAACUGGAGAGACCCAGAAGGUGGAUUCUGGGUUUUGUGAGUCGGAAAUUGGGGGUUUUGAAAAUUCAUCAAAACAGAGAAGGUGUAGUAGUGUGGUUGAUUGUAAUAAGCAAUGUAGUUUUGGGGAUGAUAUAGGGGAUAUGAGUAGUGCUCAAAAUCAAUUAGGAAGUGUAGAUUCUGCAGAAAAUUGUAGCACAUCGACUGGUGAUGCAUUACUUGUAGAGCAAGAAGAUGAAUUCACUAGUGGAGAAUUCACUGAUGGAAAGAGUGUGUUUGCUUUGGAGACUUGUCAUAAGCAUUUAGAUGGACAAUCCAAUGUGGAUGUGGCUUCAACUGCUACGACAUUGGAUUCACUAUCCGAUGAACACAAGCUUUCUGAUACGGAUUUUGAUUCAGUUGACAGUGUCAGAGUUAGUAAUGCUGGACCAGUUAUAACGGCUACAAUUGGCAAGAAUGGUGUCAUUAGCUCUCUUACUCAUACUUGGAUGCCACAAACCCAUCACAAGAAUUCACAUUUUGAUACGAUUUCAGACACUACAGAAGCGCGCGAGGCUCUGGCAAAGGGAUUCGUUGUACAAAAGUUGCAAAAGCAGCCACCUAAAGGAAAUGUAGAGUUAGAUGAAGCUGUAGAGUUUGAAGUACAAGUUCCUCCGGGGUCUGUUCUCUUGUUUCCAUCCAAAGAAGCAGUUAGUGCUAGUGACCUUGAAGCCCUGGAUAUCAAGGUCAAGAAUCUGAUUGUCUUGGAUGGAACAUGGUCAAAGGCAAAGAGAAUGUAUGUGGAAAACCCCUGGUUGAAGCUAUUGCCACACUUGAGGUUGGAUUUGGACAAGCUGAGCUUGUACAAUGAAGUGAGAGUCCAGCCCAAGCCGGGAUUUCUGUCCACCAUUGAGAGCAUUGUGUACGCACUAAAGGCGGUAGGGGACAGUCCCGAAGGCCUGGACAAUCUCUUGGAUGUUUUCGAGUCCAUGGUUGGAGACCAGAGACGAUGUAAAGAAGAGAGACUGAGCAAUGUAUCACCGCCCGGUUAAUUCUUCUACAGAACCUGUUUGUGCAAGCCAUUAUCAAUGAAUACAACCAUCACAUUUUCACAUUGUUUUGAUGAAUUGAUCAAAACUGAAGACACUAAACCAAAACCUGUGUUGUGUUCAGAAUGUAGCUCUGGCGCCAAUUACGAUUUUACCCCUCCUCCAGUUCAUCUCAGCUUUCACUUUCAAAAUCCAAGUCCAUAUGUUGAGCAAACCAAACUAAACACUCUGUUCCAAAUGCUCAAGCUUCUCUCUUCACCUCAUAAAACCCAAACCCUAAACCCUAACAAACCAUUCCUCUUCCUCUCUCGCCUCCUCAGCCAAUCUCUCUCUAGCAAUCCCUACGAUUACGACCCUCCGUUUUCUCCAGCUUCCAAACCCCAAAACCCCAAAAACAAAAAGACCCAGAAUGCUGACCCGAA
Rosa rugosa (rugosa rose) is the source of this 1867-nucleotide messenger RNA. RefSeq lists its product as uncharacterized. The transcript has a single exon. The coding region runs from base 99 to 1448 and encodes 449 amino acids. The record is from RefSeq and is a predicted model, not a curated record. NCBI's taxonomy places the organism in Eukaryota, Viridiplantae, Streptophyta, Magnoliopsida, Rosales, Rosaceae.